UCGGAGCUGCACCCGAAACGCGCAGCCGCGGUCUAACGUGCGUGAAUACGGAAAGAAACAUUUAUAAAUCAAUAUUAAUUUAGCCGGAUUAUUAUUGUAUUACAAUCAACACAAAAAUAAGCUACAGUUGGAUCUGAAGAACAUUCAUUUAUCUGUAUUGAUACGGUGAUCUUGGAGGGAACGAGCGCCCGAGGGUUUAGCUAGCUACUGAAAAUGUCCCUGGUUUGUGCAAUAUCAAAUGAGGUCCCGGAACACCCGUGCGUGUCGCCGGUGUCCAACCAGGUGUUCGAGCGGCGGCUGAUUGAGAAGUACAUAGCUGAGAAUGGAGCAGACCCUAUGAAUGGCCAGCCUCUGUCAGAGGAACAGCUGAUAGACAUUAAAGUCUCUCACCCCAUCAGACCCAAAGCUCCCUCGUCCACUAGCAUUCCAGCCAUCCUCAAAGCUCUGCAGGACGAGUGGGAUGCGGUGAUGCUCCACAGUUUCACCUUGAGGCAGCAGCUGCAGACGACACGUCAAGAACUAAGCCACGCCCUCUACCAGCAUGACGCCGCCUGCAGGGUCAUCGCCCGUCUCACCAAGGAGGUCACUGCCGCCAGAGAGGCUCUGGCCACUCUGAAGCCACAGGCGGGAUUGGUGGUGGCUCAGGCAGUCACUUCCCAGCCCCAUGUCACGGCUGGAGGUGCAGGAGAGCCCAUGGAGGUCAGUGAGCAGGUGGGAAUGAUACCAGAGAUCAUACAGAAGCUGCAAGACAAGGCCACGGUCCUGACCACGGAGAGAAAGAAGAGAGGAAAGACAGUUCCAGAAGAGCUGGUCCGAACGGAGGACCUCAGCAAGUACAGACAAGUGGCUACCCAUGCUGGUCUCCACAGUGCCAGUGUGCCUGGGAUCCUGUCUCUGGACCUGUGUCCCUCCGACACCAACAAAGUGCUCACUGGCGGGGCUGAUAAGAACGUGGUGGUGUUUGAUAAGAAGGAGGAGCAGAUCAUCGCAACCCUGAAAGGACAUACCAAGAAGGUCACCUCUGUCAUCUAUCACCCCUCUCAGUCGGUAGUGUUCUCAGCCUCUCCAGACAGCACUAUCCGCGUGUGGUCCGUUACCGGGGGCAACUGUGUCCAGGUGGUGCGGGCUCACGAGGCGAGCGUCACCGGGCUCUCCCUCCACGCCACCGGAGACUACCUGCUCAGCUCCUCUGAGGAUCAGUACUGGGCCUUCUCUGACAUCCAAACAGGUCGUGUUCUCACCAAGGUCACUGAUGAGGCUGCAGGAUGUGCUCUGACCUGUGCCCAGUUCCACCCUGACGGUCUGAUCUUCGGGACGGGGACGGCCGACUCUCAGAUCAAGAUCUGGGACCUGAAGGAGCGCACCAACGUGGCCAACUUCCCCGGCCACAUCGGCCCUGUCACUUCAAUCGCCUUCUCUGAGAACGGAUAUUACCUGGCUACAGGUGCACAGGACAGCUCAGUGAAGCUCUGGGAUCUGAGGAAGCUGAAAAAUUUCAAAACCAUCACCCUGGACAACAACUAUGAGGUGAAGUCCCUGGUGUUUGACCAGAGUGGGACAUACCUGGCUGUGGGUGGCACUGACAUCAGGGUCUACAUCUGUAAGCAGUGGUCCGAGGUCCUCAACUUCACAGAACACACUGGGGUGGUGACAGGUGUGGCCUUUGGGGAGCACGCCCAGUUCCUCACCUCCACUGGAAUGGACAGGAGCCUCAAGUUCUACAGCCUGUAACAACAUGGAUCAUAUGAGCAGAGUGAUGGAUGUCUCUGAUUGGCUGGCCUCUCUGAGGCCACGCUGAUGAUGUAUGCAUGGGAUGAGACUUUGGCUAUGUCCCAAAUGGCACCCUAGGGAAAAGGAUUCCAUCUGGGGGGGACACAGACCCUGCAGCAGUUGAUCAGAAGGGAAAUGCAGCUUGAUUGGAUAAUAAACUGAGGCUAGAAUGUUAGAAUGGAUUUUUAACUGAUAUGCUCUUAAUAAUAAGGAUCGGAACCUUUUUUUUCCAUUUUCGCCUAAAAUUACAUCCCAAAAUCUAACUGCCUGUAGUUCAGGAACUGAUGCAAGGAUAUGCAUAUUCUUGACACCAUUUGAAAGGAAACACUUUUGAAGUUUCUGGAAAUGUGAAAUUAAUGUAGGAGAAUAUAACACAUUAGCUCUGUAAAAGAUAAUACAAAGAAAAAAACAUGGAACAAAAAAAACAUCAGCUUUGAAAUGCAAGAGAAAGGCCACAAUGUAUUAUUGCAGUUUAGGUGCAAUUUAGAUUUUGGCGUGUAUGUGCAAAGUUUUAGACUGAUCCAAUGAACCAUUGCAUUACUGUUCAAAAUGUUGUAUAAAGUCUGUCCAAAUGUGCCUAAUUGGUUUAUUGAUACAUUUUCAGUACAUAACUGUGCACUCUCCUAAAACAAUAGCAUGGUAUUCUUAGCUACUGUAAAUUGGACAGUGCAGUUAGAUUAACAACCUGCCCAGGGACUGCAGUUGAAAAUUAGCCGGCUGGUUAAAACCGGCACUUUAACUGAAACGUUGAUUAAUGUGCACUCGCCCUGUAAAAAGAAAUAAACUCAAACAAGAAUUCAAGCUUUCUGCCCAUAUCAGAUAUGUCUUUGUCCUGGGAAAUGUUCUUGUUACUUACAAACUCAUGCUAAUCGCAUUAGCGCGCUCGUCCCGUGGCGGGGAACACCAAUCCCAUAGAGGUUUUAACAAUGGGGAAACGGAGCAUAUCAGUUUGGAUUCCAGGCUACUAGAAUGCACCCAAAAUAUGUCAUACAGCAAUGCUAUUGUAUAUGGCUCAUACUAUGUUAUUGUUGUAUUUUACCUUUAUUUAACUAAAUCAAAUCAAAGUUUAUUUGUCACGUGCGCCGAAUACAACCUUACAGUGAAAUGCUUACUAAUCAAUAGUGUGGAAAAAAGGUGUGUGUGUGUAGGUAAGUAAAGAAAUAAAACAACGGUAAAACGACAUUUGAAAAUAAGAGUAGCAAGGCUAUAUACAUACACCGGUUAAUCAGGCUUAUUGAGGUAGUACGUUCAUGUAGGUAUGGUUAAAGUGACUGCAUAUAUGAUGAACAGAGAGUAGCAGUAAUGUAAAAAGAGGGGUUGGCGGGACACAAUGCAGAUAGCCCGUUUAGCCAAUGUGCGGGAGCACUGGUUGGUCGGGCCAAUUGAGGUAGUAUGUACAUGAACGUGACUAGGCAAGUCAGUUAAGAACAAAUUCUUAUUUACAAUGACGGCCUAGGAACAGUGGGUUAACUUCCUUGUUCAGGGGCAGAACGACAGAUUUUUACCUUGUCAGCUCUGGGGAUUCGAUCUAGCAACAUUUCGGUUAUUGGCCAAACACUCUAACCACUAGGCCGAGAGCCAUGGUAUGUGUCCCAAAUGACACCCUAUUCCCUAUAUAGUGCUGCACUACUUUUGAAAGGGGCCCUGGUCAAAGGUUGUACACGAUAAAGGGAAUAGGGUGCCAUUUGGGACUUGGGCAUUGACUGAAUCACACCAAGAGCCACACAAGCAUAUUGUAGACCAUGUCCUUUCAUCAAUGUGUAUAUAGUACCUUGUAAGACCAUCAAUACCACACACACAAGGGAGCACAAACACAGAGGUGACUUCAGAGUGUACAUUGUUGUAGUAGAUAUAUAUAUAAAUAUAUUUGAAGCUCAGUACCAUCCUAUUUGGAUUAAUAUCGUAACAGUAUCAGAAUGUGGUCAUAGUCUUUACAGCUUGUGGAUUUCAUGCCUUUUAUUCUCCAUUUCCGUGUUUUUAAAAAAACGAUCCAUUAUGUUUCUUGUACAAUGUGAAUGAUUUUGAUUAGUUGGUAAGUGAUGACAUUAAUUUGAUGAAAUUGUAAUAUUUGUAUUUUUUUUUUUAAAACCUCUUCCAUUUCACUGUUUUUUCCCCUUAUCUUUAUUUUAUUAUCCUAUUGUCCCUCCUUUCUCUCUUUCUUCAUGAAAUGCCUGUUUUAUGCAUUUUUCUUUUGCCAGGUGAAGACUUUGUAUGUUUUUUGGAUCAUCAAUCAAUAAACAUCAAAAUAAUCCAA
Molecule: messenger RNA, 4024 nt
Organism: Salvelinus fontinalis (brook trout)
Lineage: Eukaryota; Metazoa; Chordata; Actinopteri; Salmoniformes; Salmonidae
Product: pre-mRNA-processing factor 19-like
Exons: 16
Coding region: 214-1731 (505 amino acids)
Biological process (GO): protein ubiquitination; mRNA splicing, via spliceosome; DNA repair
Cellular component (GO): cytoplasm; Prp19 complex; U2-type catalytic step 1 spliceosome
Molecular function (GO): ubiquitin protein ligase activity; protein binding
Source: RefSeq, a predicted model, not a curated record